GGAGUGAUUCCCAUUGUUCCCGCCAACAUUCGAAGCCAGCCGCAGGGGGCCAUCCUUGCGUCCUUGGUGACGGAAAGCGGACCAAUCAGGACGCCGGGCGGUGAUUGUGACGCAAUCACUGGUUCUGGUUGGGCGGCAGCAGCAGGUGCCUGGUUACCAUGGGCGAUUUUGAAAAGGGUAAAAAGAUCUUUGUUCAAAAAUGUUCACAGUGCCACACAGUUGAAAAAGGUGGAAAGCACAAGACAGGCCCAAAUCUUUGGGGUCUCUUUGGCCGUAAAACAGGACAAUCUGCUGGAUUUUCUUACUCAGAUGCAAACAAGAAUAAAGGUAUUGUCUGGGGUGAAAAUACAUUAAUGGAAUAUUUGGAGGACCCAAAGAAAUACAUUCCUGGAACAAAAAUGAUCUUUGCUGGCAUUAAAAAGAAGAAUGAGAGAGCAGAUCUCAUUGCAUACUUGAAAAAAGCAACCUCUUCAUGAAACCAUGCAGCUUCUGUGAUGUCACAAGAAUUUCCAGUUGACAUUAUACUUGUGGUACAGUUGAUGCUUUCUUCUUGUCCUAGUGUUUGUUCAUAAGGCAUUACCUGAAAGAAAAUAAAAAGGUUGGCCUUUUUAAAUACUUGUCUCCCUACUACCAAAACAAA
Sceloporus undulatus (fence lizard) is the source of this 640-nucleotide messenger RNA. RefSeq names its product cytochrome c. The transcript has 3 exons. Gene Ontology annotation, molecular function: electron transfer activity; heme binding. Lineage: Eukaryota; Metazoa; Chordata; Lepidosauria; Squamata; Phrynosomatidae. Bases 159 to 476 code for a protein of 105 amino acids. Gene Ontology annotation, biological process: mitochondrial electron transport, cytochrome c to oxygen; mitochondrial electron transport, ubiquinol to cytochrome c. Gene Ontology annotation, cellular component: mitochondrial intermembrane space. The record is from RefSeq and is a predicted model, not a curated record.